Doryrhamphus excisus (bluestripe pipefish) is the source of this 4209-nucleotide messenger RNA. The record is from RefSeq and is a predicted model, not a curated record. Lineage: Eukaryota; Metazoa; Chordata; Actinopteri; Syngnathiformes; Syngnathidae.
CUGUGAGCUUUGGUUUGUAUGUAUUAAUCUCCAAAACGUCUUUUUUAGUAGCGAUAAAAUACAGUUUUAAGUUCAGGUCAAUAUGGUAAUAUAGAAAUAAUCAUAAUUUUUUAACGUUUAUUUUUUUUUUUUGAGUUCUAAAUUUUUUAGAUACAUUUGAACAUCUUGCUUCAACCACGUAGCUUCCUGGUUCCUGUGUGAGUCAUCAGGUAGACGCCAUAUAGACUAAAUAAGAAGGACAGGCCGACGCCGCCUCCCAUUUCAACCAGAUGUUCCCGGCUCCUCCCAGUCAGCUCAGCUGGCUCCUCGGACAUUCCAGCCCACCUCUGGGAAUCUGCUGGCUCCUCCAAGUUUCUCACCAGUCUAAGAAACGACAGAGGAGGAGACACGAUGAGAAGACUCGUAGUCCUGAUUAGCGUGAUGUGCUUCGCGAGCGCUCAGCACCAUCAAGCCCUGAUUGACUACUUGGAGCGGCGGCUGCUCGCCAUUGAGGACCGCAUCUCCCUGUGGCAUGAACAAGCCAUCCGCUAUGCCUCAGAGCUGCGGGAUCUCAAACAACAGAUGGUUUCCCAGCUGGAGAACUUGGACAAAGAAAAAGAGACGCUCCGCGUGAACCUGGACAGCAUGGGAACGAGAGUGGACCGGGUGGAGCGAGAACUGGAUUACCUGGAGACCCAGAAUGGGGCUCAGCCUUGUGUGGAUGUGGAUGACAAGCUGAUAGAGCAGCAGGUGACACAAGUGCAGGAGAAACAGAAGACAAAGUACUUCAAAGUCACUGAUUGCAGCGACAUGAUCUCCACCAUAAAGGCCAUGAAGAUCUUGAAGCGAGUGGGAGGGUCAAAGGGCAUGUGGACCAGAGACACCGGCGGCGGGUCCGGGAAGGUCUUCAUCUUCAACGGGACCGAUAAAGACACCAUAUUUGAGUUUUCCACCGUGCAAGAUUUCACUCGCUCGCAGGGGCUAUCCGAGUCCAGGCAGCUGAAAAUUCCCAAGACCUGGACUGGAACCGGUCAUGUGGUCUACAAUAAUCACGCUUAUGUCAUCACGCAAGCGGACGAGGCGGUGACGCUGGUUAAAUAUGACUUAAGAAACAAGUCCGUGGCUGAUAGCGUGGUGUUCCCGGUCCAGGACCAGGUCCCGGUUUAUAACCUGAGUCCUGAGACGGUCGUGGACUUGGCCGUGGACGAGGAAGGCCUGUGGGCCAUUUACGCGACCCAUCAGACGGAGAAACACAUCUCUCUAGCUAAACUCGACGCCAUCUCGCUGACUAUUGAGCAAACGUGGGACACAAACUGUCCGAGAGAGAACGCGGAAGCGGCUUUCGUCAUCUGCGGGACGCUUUACGUGGUUUACAACACCAAGCAACCCGGACGCUCACGUGUGCAGUGCUUAUUUGACAUCAACGAUACCGUCAGCGGUGAUGACGCGCCGCUGCUUUACUUCCCCAAACGCUACGGCGCUCACGCCAGUCUCAAGUACAACCCGCUAGAGCGGCUGCUCUACGCUUGGGAUGACGGCUACCAGAUUCUCUACAAACUCGUCAUGAAGAAGAAACUUGAGGUUUAACACAUCGAGUACCUUAAAAAAUCAAUUUUGGUAGCUAUGAAGUACCGUAAAUUCCGCACUAUAAGCCGCUACUUUUUCCCCAAACUUAAAACUAACCCUGCGACUUAUUCAGUGAUGCGGCCAAUUGAUGUAAUUUUUCUAACGGCCGCUAGGGGCUCUCGAGUAGAAAAGGUAAGAUUAAGACCGGUGGAAUAUAUGCGUCGAGGAAGACUGCAACUUCUUGUUUUGUGCAUAAAUGGACGAUGACUUUGAUGGCGUCAGUUCAAAGGAGGAAGAUGAAGACGGCAUACCGUGAUUUUUACCAGUAUGUUCUUUUUACCAAUUCUCAGAUGAGGAAGCGGCAUGGUGACAUCACGGAAGAAUCGAUGGACCAGGGCGUUUUUGGCGGAUAACCUUUUGUUCGGGUCGUAGUGCAGCAUUUCCUGAGAGGAACCACUUUGGAGAGAUCCUGGCGGGCCCACUUGGGGAACGACGGUUUGUAGUCCGGCAUGGAUGUAACUCCCGGCCACGUGGCUUCAUCGGGGGUGCCCAGGGUGCGGAAGAUUCGGAAUAGCUGGUCAAUCUCGGAGUCGCCAGGGAAGAGCGCCCGUCUGGUGAUCUGAAGAAGACGGUAUUUUCUUACUGGCCUUACUCGGCUAUUCUGUAUCUUUCUCCAGGACAUGCGUCAAUCAACCAGGAGUAAAUGGAGGGCGGUUGGGAGACAUCCACUUAACCACAUUACUAUUUGGCUGGUUCAGCAGUCGAGGCCAAGGGGAGUGGGACAGCAGACGUUUAUGCACGCCAAACGCUCUUGCCAGACCAAAAUCCGCCAACUUGAUCUCCCCCUGGGCGUUGAUGAGAAGGUUCUGAGGCUUCAGGUCCCGGUGAAGAACCCUGUGGGAGUGGCAGAACGCCAAGCCCUGCAGCAGCUGGAAGAGGUAACUCUGCGGAUGGAUGAAAUGUCAAUAUUUUUCGUCACAACCAAGUCGAUGUGAUUACCCGACGAUUUACCUUAAUGAGAGGAAGAGGGAUUCCGGUGACCGUGGAGGAGUCCAUGAACUUCUUUAGAUCCUGAUUAAGGAACUCAAAAACAAGGUAUAGCUUGUUUUCUGUGUGGAUGACAUCGUGUAACCUUUAAAGAAAAAAAGCGUUAGGAGACUUUCGAUUAAAACACUCAAACAAGAAUACGACAAACUUUGAACUUACUUGACAAUAUUUGGAUGGCUGAGCUCUUUAAGGAGCGAAAUCUCUCGAAUGGCGGUGCUUGGAACACCCUCGGUUUCCCUGAAUAGAAAAUAUUCUAUCAAUAUUAUGUACUACAAGGAACUGUAAUAAACACCUUGGUAUACUGCAGUGUAGUUCAAUAUUUUAUAUUAUUUUUAAUAUAGCAGUUUUACUGCAUCUUAGUACAUGUUAUAGGUGUACCUAAUGUUGCGAGAACAAAAAUGAAUGAAGCAACUGUUUACAAUAUUCUCAAAUUGUGGUAGUAGUACUACUGGUGGUACACAGAAAACUCCAGAUUAUAGAUGUUUAUAUCACAAUUAAUUCAUGAAUUAUUUAACUGUGUUGUGUAUGUAUUUAAUGCGUUGGACUUUUUGACUUGAACUACAGAAAUUAAUUCAAAUUUGUAUUGUAUUGUGUACCUUAAACUAUAUUAGGAAAGCAGGAAGUGAACAAAAUGUCAUUGUAUUGUGUGCCUUAAACUAUAUUAGGAAAGCAGGAAGUGAACAAUUACAUUUUACAUGUAAUUAUUGUAAGAUUCAGCCCCCCCCCCCCCAACAUGUUGCUGGUUCAAUCCUCAUCAACUGAUUCCAACAUUCAGUCUCCAUUUUUUUUUAUUUCCAGCAUUUCAAUUUCCAAGGUUUCCAUGGUUUCCAACAAUACAGGGUGACAUGGUUCAGUCCAAAAAAAAAAAGGCUCAGUCCAUGUAAUCAGUCUUCAUUUUUACAUGCCAAAUUCCGUCUUUUUUUGUUGUUGUCCACUAUUCCCACUUUUAUCAACCGUUUAAACCAUUCCAACAUCAAAAUAUUCCGCUCCUUCAGGAUAAGUAGGCUUAUCUUAUCAGGACGUCUAUCCCCAUUGGUGGAAAUUAAUUGUACGUUUAACAUUACAUGUAUAUUGUAUGGUCAUAUCACCUCGUAUUUUUGGUACGUGACAAAAAUCAAAUAAAAAAAACUUCAACUAUAUUAGGAAAGCAGGAAGUAAACAAAUGUAACAGUCGACAAAUUACUGCAUUUUUUUUUACUAACAUAAAUAUUUUUUGCACCUUUGCAAUAGGUGACUUAAGGAAAUGGUACAUAAGCAUCAACUUGUGAUCGUAACUUCGGUACGUGACAAAAAUAAAAUAAAAAAAUUUGGAAAAAACUUAAACUAUAUUAUGAAAGCAGGAAGUGAACAAAUGUAACAGUUACUGAUUGUAAAAGUACCAUAUGGAGGGGUAGGAUUUAAUAAAUGUUGCUUCUUCCUACUCCUUUUGGACAUGUGGAACUGUGAACUGAUUAUGGGAUGCAUUCAAUUGUAAUCUGAUGCAUGUUCAAAUGAAAUUAAACCAUUACUAUUGUGACUUUAUUCAUGUAUUUCAAUGUAAUAAUAAUAAUAAAGAGUGUUAGUACUAUAGAGUCAAAUAAUGCAGAAUUAAACACCUUAAUCUGGUCCCACUGUCAU